Molecule: messenger RNA, 1012 nt
Organism: Acipenser ruthenus (sterlet)
Lineage: Eukaryota; Metazoa; Chordata; Actinopteri; Acipenseriformes; Acipenseridae
Gene: exosc5
Product: exosome component 5
Exons: 6
Coding region: 136-807 (223 amino acids)
Biological process (GO): rRNA catabolic process; nuclear mRNA surveillance; U4 snRNA 3'-end processing
Cellular component (GO): nuclear exosome (RNase complex); cytoplasmic exosome (RNase complex); nucleolus
Source: RefSeq, a predicted model, not a curated record
GGAACUUUUGUUGUCGCACGAACCGGUUUGACGGCGCACCGGAAGUAGGACGCUUCUUUCCUGUCGGUGCCCCCUGUGCAAGUGCUCUAUCCCCGCAGCGCAUCACGUGGCCGUGCGGAGGACUGGUUCGGAGAGAUGAUGCAGGUAACGCAGAGCGGUUCGUUCCAGCACGCAGCGGUUCUGCGGGAGUUCGGCUGCGAGCACAGCCUUCUUUCCCGGCCCGACGGUUCGGCCUCGUUUGUUCAGGGUGACACCACAGUGCUGGCUGGGGUGUACGGUCCCGCGGAGGUCAUGGUCAGCAAGGAGAGUUUUGACCGCGCGACCCUGGAGGUCACUCUCAAACCCAAAGUGGGAAUGCCAGGAGUGGCAGAGCGCAGUAAGGAGCAGUGCAUCAGACAGACCUGCGAGGCUGCCCUGCUCACCAGACUGCACCCUCGAACCUCCAUCACACUGUCCCUGCAGACUGUGCACGACGACGGGGCUCUCCUGGCGUGCUGUCUGAACGCUGCCUGCAUGGCCCUGAUGGACGCAGGGCUGCCCAUGCACUGCCUGUUCUGUGGAGUGUGCUGCGCCAUCGACCAGCAGGGGACCAUCAAACUGGACCCCACAGCCAGGGAGGAGAAGGAGAGCCGUGCGGUCAUGACCUUUGCCCUCGACAGCACUGACUGCAGAGUGAUGAUGUCAUCAACCAAGGGUUCCUACACAGCCGCGGAGCUGCAGCAGUGUAUCGCAGUGUGUCAGAGAGCCUCGGAGAGCAUCUUCCAGUUCUACAGAGACUCAGUCAGCAGGAGAUACUGCAAAGCAUGAAGAGGGAGGGCACGCAGACGCUCCCAUUGCACCACAGCAGGUGUUGUGAUAUUCGGGCGGGUAUUGUGUUCCUUCUUUAUGUCCGUGUAAUGAUAAUGGGCUGGAGUCGUUGUGCAUUCCUCUGUUAUUUUCACACCAUACUGUUGUACUGUACAGAGCGGGCUUCUGUGUCCCAACUGAUUCAAAAUUAAAGAAUAUCCAAAUA